AUGAUGCAUCGGCGCGCGCUGGCCAAGACGCUGCGCGAGGCGUCUCCGUUCUUUCUCAUCGCUGGGCCAUGUGUACUAGAGUCGGAGCCAGUCGUGAUGUCCAUCGCGGACCGCUUAGCUUCAGUACAGAAGAACCUGGAUAUCCCCGUAAUCUUCAAAGCUAGUUUUGAUAAAGCCAACCGCCAGGAUCUCAAGAGCUAUCGAGGCCCUGGAAUGGAGCGUGGACUGGAAAUGUUGCAGCAAGUGAAGGACACAACGGGUCUUCAAGUGCUCACGGACGUACAUGAGACCCACCAAGUGGCCCCAGUUGCUGAGGUAGCAGAUAUUAUCCAGAUCCCAGCGUUUCUGAGUCGGCAGACGGAUCUGCUUGUGGCUGCUGCGAAUUCUGGGAGACUGGUGAACCUAAAGAAGGGACAGAUGUUGUCGGCGGAGACUAUGUUACUAGCCGCCAAGAAGCUUGCAAUCACACAGGACGAUUCUGACUUUAUUCUAACAGAACGUGGGAGUAUGUUUGGCUACGGAGACUUGGUGGUUGAUGCCAGAAAUCUCCCAAAGUUGCAGCGAUCCAAUGGGCUUGUUGUUCAGGAUGUCACUCACAGUAUUCAACGACCAAGUGGUGCGCACGCCGGAGCCACUACAAGUGGCGGUGAUCGCGAGUAUAUCCCGACAAUAGCGAGAAUGGCUGCAGCUGUUGGUGUUGAUGGCUUUUUCUUCGAGACGCAUCUUGAUCCGACGAAGGCACUCUGUGACGCAGCUACGAUGCUUCCAAUUGAUGAGCUCGAGCCUCUUCUGAAGGAGCUGAUCGCGAUCUCUCGAGCAUCCAAGGCCUUGUCAUAGCGGAAUCAUCAUUGAAAUAUUAUGCUACGGAUCGCGUAAGCUCUCUUCGACGACCGGCAGUGGGUGGUCUUUCUUCCAAAUCUUCCUCAUCAUGCGGUUGAUUUUCCUGUUGAAUCGAUCAGGUCGAGGCUGCUUCGUUUUAGGGUUUACGGAUCGACGUCUAGGUUUUGGUAUCUUCGGUUUU
This is a messenger RNA of Phytophthora infestans T30-4, 1021 nucleotides long. RefSeq names its product 2-dehydro-3-deoxyphosphooctonate aldolase. Gene Ontology annotation, molecular function: 3-deoxy-8-phosphooctulonate synthase activity. NCBI's taxonomy places the organism in Eukaryota, Oomycota, Peronosporomycetes, Peronosporales, Peronosporaceae. The transcript is spliced from 5 exons. Gene Ontology annotation, biological process: monosaccharide biosynthetic process. The coding region runs from base 1 to 837 and encodes 278 amino acids. The record is from RefSeq and is a predicted model, not a curated record. Gene Ontology annotation, cellular component: cytosol; cytoplasm.